GCCGGUUAUAUGUAGCCGGCGGCAGAGCACGCCGCUGCGUGAGGCGCUUUUCGUCCGCCGGGCCCUGUGGUGAAGCGGCGCCUCCGCUCCCGUCCCGCUCCGCCCGCAGUUUUCAGUUGACCAAAGAAAUGGUGAUGGAGAAGCCAAGUCCCCUGCUGGUCGGGCGGGAAUUCGUGAGGCAGUACUAUACCCUGCUGAACCAAGCACCUGACUAUUUGCACAGGUUUUAUGGAAAGAACUCUUCCUAUGUUCACGGUGGCUUGGAUUCCAAUGGAAAACCGGCUGAUGCAGUCUAUGGGCAAUCCGAUAUCCACAAGAAGGUGCUGUCACUAAACUUCAAGGAUUGCCACACAAAGAUCCGUCAUGUGGAUGCCCACGCCACCCUCAAUGACGGCGUGGUGGUGCAGGUGAUGGGGGAGCUCUCCAAUAACAUGCAGCCUGUGCGCAGGUUCAUGCAGACCUUCGUGCUCGCACCUGAGGGCUCUGUUGCAAACAAGUUCUAUGUCCACAACGAUAUCUUCCGCUACCAGGAUGAGGUUUUUGGGGACUCUGACACUGAGCCUCCAGAGGAAUCAGAGGAGGAAGGGGAGGAACCUGAGGAAAGACAGCAGACACCUGAGGCUGUUCCUGAUGAUAGUGGUGCUUAUUAUGAGCAGGCUGUCAGCAAUGACAUUGAGGAACACCUGGAAGAAACAGCUGCAGAGGCAGAGCCUGAGCCGGAGGCAGAACCUGAACAGGAACCUGAACCAGAGGUGCAGGAAGAAAAGUCUGAGCCAGUAUUAGAGGAAUCUGCUCCAGAGGAGACUGUGGAAAAGAGUCCUUCUCCAGCUCCUGCUGAUCCAGCUCCUGCUGUGCAAGAGGAUUCCAGGACAUUUUCCUGGGCAUCAGUAACCAGCAAGAAUCUUCCUCCCAGUGGGGCUGUCCCAGUAUCAGGAAUACCACCUCAUGUUGUGAAAGUACCUGUCUCGCAGCCCCGCCCCGAGGCAAAGCCUGAAUCUCAGACCCCGCCUCAGAGACCUCAGAGGGAUCAGCGAGUGAGGGAGCAGCGAACGAGCAUCCCACCACAGCGGGGUCCUAGGCCAAUUCGAGAGGGUGAACAAGGCGAUGUGGAAACCAGGCGGAUUGUGAGAUACCCAGACAGCCAUCAGCUGUUUGUUGGGAACCUUCCCCAUGAUGUGGAUAAAUCUGAACUUAAAGACUUUUUCCAAAAACUUGGCUUUUCUCUUGCAGGCUAUGGCAAUGUUGUUGAACUUCGCAUCAACAGUGGUGGAAAGCUCCCCAAUUUUGGGUUUGUGGUGUUUGAUGAUCCUGAGCCAGUUCAGAAGAUCCUUAGCAACAGGCCCAUCAUGUUCAGGGGAGAGGUGCGCCUGAAUGUGGAGGAGAAGAAAACACGAGCUGCCAGGGAGGGUGACCGCAGAGAUAACAGACCCCGUGGACCUGGAGGCACUCGUGGGGGGCUGGGAGGUGGGAUUCGAGGGCCUCCACGUGGAGGAAUGUCCCAGAAGCCAGGAUUUGGAGCUGGAAGGGGGAUCGGGCAACGCCAGUGAAUUCAUCGCGGAUGUUGACAUGGUGGCGCAAACCCUUUUUCCUGCAGAUUUGUGAAUUUCAGCCUUGGGUAUCUUGGAAUGUGGCCCUAGCCUGUUAUAGACUGCUACGUUUGAUACUAUUUUGGCCCCUUUUGUUUGUGUUAUGGUUCUGUGAUUUAUUUUUUUCUAGUCCUUGUCCCAGAUUCCAGCUUUGUGGAACAACGUUUUAGGAAAAGUGGAUUUUAAAAAGACAAGAACUGAAUUUUCCUGUUCACCUCAAACUUACGGACUGAUUUUUGUUUUUUUGGUACCAGUGGUUUUUCCUAAAGGAAUGUCUCUUUCUUUUUUCUUUUUUUUUUUUUUUAAUUUCCUCCCCUCUUUCUAAUGAAUUUGGGUGCAGUCAGCGGAAUAAUAUUUCACGUGCAUGCGUUCAAGAGCCUGUAGGAAAACAUAGUUCUUGGCAAGUAUUUCAAGGGCAGAAAAGCAAAACUCUUGAUGUUUCUUUGAGGGUCAUACGAACAUCCUUCCGUCUGGAGACAUUGCCACUUGAAAAAUUGACUUUCACCUUUUUCUCUGUGGCGCUGUAAAAGUGGAAUAAUGGGUAUCCGUAGAAUCUUUUUCUUUUGAUACAUGAUCACAGCAAGGAAUUCAAGCUACUGUUUUACCACUUUGAAAUUUUGGAUUGUGGGAUAGGUUUUAAAUGUCUAGAACUUGACUCUUCAAACACUUUUCCUGAACUUACGAAAUUUUUUAUUGAAAUAGGGAGUUUUUUUCAUGUUUAGUUUGUAUUUGUAUAAAAAAAAGCAAAAUUGUUGUGCCUUCUAUUUAUCUCUCAUUCCAGUUUUGGCAAAUUGUUUCAAAAAAAUAAAAAUAAAAAAGGUCUAGAUUUGCUUUAUCAAGUCAAGAGUUUGUUGGAGUUUUUCCCAGGGGAAAAAAGCUCUCCAGUCACUAGGUUUACGAGGUAGAGGUGGUUGUAGCUAAAGCUUGUAAUACCUUCUGUGCAUCACUUUGGCUGCAUUUAAAUUAUUGAAAAGAAAUACUUUUUGGAUGCAAAAGUUAAUAACUGGAACUUGAAGCUGGGCGGGUCUUGUUGUAACUAUUGCAAAAGUACAAGGAAAGCAGAAAUACCUGUGUCACAUCCUUUACAGUUCCAACUGCUGUAAGUAGUUAUUUUUGCAGUACUUCAUUCCUUGCUUCAGGCCUGAAGUGGGUAAGAAGGAAUUUUUGUCAGAAGUAUGGAAGGUGCUUGUGUGUCCUGGUGUUAAGAUGUUGAAUGCUCUCCACUGCCUCUGAAAGAAGAUGAAACUGAAAA
This is a messenger RNA of Corvus hawaiiensis (hawaiian crow), 2838 nucleotides long. RefSeq names its product G3BP stress granule assembly factor 1 (gene G3BP1). Lineage: Eukaryota; Metazoa; Chordata; Aves; Passeriformes; Corvidae. The transcript is spliced from 12 exons. The record is from RefSeq and is a predicted model, not a curated record. The coding region runs from base 129 to 1547 and encodes 472 amino acids. Gene Ontology annotation, molecular function: mRNA binding. Gene Ontology annotation, cellular component: cytosol; ribonucleoprotein complex.